Messenger RNA from Morus notabilis, 1190 nucleotides. RefSeq names its product transcription factor JUNGBRUNNEN 1. The transcript has 4 exons. Bases 1 to 1113 code for a protein of 370 amino acids. NCBI's taxonomy places the organism in Eukaryota, Viridiplantae, Streptophyta, Magnoliopsida, Rosales, Moraceae. The record is from RefSeq and is a predicted model, not a curated record. Gene Ontology annotation, biological process: regulation of DNA-templated transcription. Gene Ontology annotation, molecular function: DNA binding.
AUGGAGGUGGAAAAGGUCAUGAAAGAUAAUAACAAUAAAACUAAGGAAGAAGAUGAAGGUGCUCAGCUUCCAGGGUUUCGAUUCCAUCCAACUGAUGAAGAACUUGUUGGAUUUUAUCUCAAGAGAAAAGUGGAGAAGAAGCCCAUCAGUAUUGAGCUCAUCAAACAGAUUGAUAUCUACAAAUACGAUCCCUGGGAUCUUCCAAAAGUUAGUAAUGUUGGGGACAAAGAGUGGUAUUUCUUCUGCAUACGAGGAAGAAAGUACAGGAACAGCAUAAGACCAAACAGAGUAACGGGAUCAGGAUUUUGGAAGGCAACAGGCAUUGACAAGCCCAUAUAUUCUGUGAAAGAGCCUCACGAUUGCAUUGGUCUCAAGAAGUCGUUGGUUUAUUAUCGUGGGAGUGCCGGCAAAGGCACUAAAACUGAUUGGAUGAUGCAUGAGUUUCGCCUCCCUCCAAAUGGGAAAACUACUACUGCUGCAAACGUCUUUCCAAAUACCAAGGAAAAUAUUGGCAAUUACCAAGAAGCUGAAGUAUGGACACUCUGCCGAAUAUUCAAACGAAUCCCAUCUUACAAAAAGUACAAUAUCCCCAAAGAUAAUAAUAAUCAAAAUUGCAAAGAGAGUACCACACCCGGAAAAUCAUCAUCAUCAUCAAAAAUAUCAUGUCCAGUUGACGAUUCAAGCUCCAAAACAUGCAGCUUCGAAACUGACUACAACGACCCUCAUCAGGUAAGGUUGGAACUAGAUCACUCUGAUGAUCAUCAAAAUCAGAAUGUGCAAUUUUUACAACGCAAGGACAAAAGAUCAUCAAAACCUACAGUUUGUUCGGAUCAUCAACAACCUGAUCUUGAUCGAACGAAUCGCGGAAGCUGGUUUCAUAAAGGGCACCUCUGUAAUAACAAUAUCAAUUUUCCUCUAGCUGCUCAUCAGCAAUAUCUUCAUCAUCAUCAAGGUUCAAUAUUCCCGGGUUCUUAUCCGAGCUUUAAUAUGAACCCUAAUGCAGCGGAUCAUGAUUUCUUUACAAAUGGCAGCUGGGAUGAGCUCAGAUCAGUGGUACAGCUAGCCGUUGAUCGUCACCCAUCCCAACUUUAUGAUGUUACAGAUAAGUCAUAACAUUAUGUAUACGAUAUGAUCUGGCCAUACAUAUACAGGAAAUAAUUUUGUAUGGCACUUAAAAGGAAACUUGCUAG